This is a messenger RNA of Penicillium odoratum, 1572 nucleotides long. Its product is annotated as ribosome-binding protein NMD3. The coding region runs from base 1 to 1572 and encodes 523 amino acids. NCBI's taxonomy places the organism in Eukaryota, Fungi, Ascomycota, Eurotiomycetes, Eurotiales, Aspergillaceae. The transcript is spliced from 4 exons. Gene Ontology annotation, cellular component: nucleus; cytoplasm. Gene Ontology annotation, molecular function: ribosomal large subunit binding. The record is from RefSeq and is a predicted model, not a curated record. Gene Ontology annotation, biological process: ribosomal large subunit export from nucleus.
AUGUCGAUGGAUUUGGACGCACCUGUGCCCAUGGGGCUGCAGGACCAGCCUACUGCUAUGGCGACUAUUCUUUGCUGCAACUGUGGUGCGCCCAUUGAUGGAACCACCUCCGCCGGAGCGUUGUGUCAGGAUUGUUUGCGACUGAAUGUCGACGUUUCUCAAGGUAUCCAGCGCGAGGGAACUCUCCACUGCUGCAGAGAUUGCGAGAGAUGGCUCCAGCCCCCCAACAGCUGGGUUGUUGCGAACCCCGAAUCGAAAGAACUACUUGCGGUCUGUCUGCGACGUCUUCGUGGCCUGUCGAAAGUCCGCAUUAUCGACGCCAGUUUUAUUUGGACCGAGCCUCACUCCCGCCGUGUGAAGGUCAAGAUCACAAUUCAACAGGAGGCUUUCCAGGGCACAAUCAUUCAGCAGACAUUUGAGGUGGAAUAUGUUGUUGCAUCGCAGCAGUGUGAUGACUGCAAGAAGUCAUACACCCAUAACACUUGGCGAGCCGCCGUCCAGGUCCGCCAGAAGGUGCCUCACAAGCGUACUUUCCUCUACCUGGAGCAACUUAUCCUGAAGAACGGCGCACACAAGGACACAGUUAACAUCAAGGAGGCCAAGGAUGGUCUUGAUUUCUACUUCUCACAGCGCAACCACGCUGAGAAGAUGUGCGACUUCCUGUCUUCUGUUGUUCCUUGCAAGAUGAAGAAGUCCCAGGAGCUUAUUUCCAUGGAUAUCCACACCAGUACAAAGUCUUACAAGUUCACAUUCUCCAUUGAGUUGAUUCCCAUCUGCAAGGAUGAUCUUGUCGCUCUGCCCAUCAAGCUUGCCCGUCAAAUCGGAAACAUUUCGCCUCUUACUCUGUGCUACCGCGUCGGUACUUCCAUUAACCUUUUAGACCCGACUACCCUCCAGACAGCCGAUGUCCCCUCGUCCACAUACUGGCGGAAUCCGUUCAAGAAUCUCGCCGAUGUGACCGAGCUUAAGGAGUUUAUCGUUAUGGAUAUCGAACCCACUGGACAGUCAAAUGGCAGAUACCACCUCGCCGAGGCCACUGUCGCCCGUGCUUCGGACCUGGGCACCAACGAUAUCACAUACUUCACCCGCACUCACUUGGGCGGUAUUCUGCACGUCGGUGACUCCGUGCUCGGCUACCACCUUAGCGGCACAUUGUUCAACAAUGAUAACUACGAGGCUAUCGAGGGAAGCGCUCAAUACAGCUCAACUAUUCCGGACGUUGUUCUCGUCAAGAAGCACUACGCCCGCAAGAAGAAGCCCAAGAACCGUGCUUGGCGCCUCAAGCGUAUGGCCCGCGAGUACGAGGCCGAGGAGGCGACUGGUGCUGCCCAGAAGAGUCGCCGCGAACAAAAUGACGCCAAUCGCCUCGAGGAGGACUUUGAGACAUUCUUGCGUGAUGUCGAAGAAGAUCCCGAGCUACGGCAGACUCUGGACCUUUACAAGGUUCGCAAGGAGCGCCAGGCAGCUGAUGCUAUGGAUGAGGAUGAGGAUAAUGACAGCGAAAACGGCGUGCCGGAGAUCAACAUGGAUGAGCUCCUUGACGACUUUGAUGAGCUGAAUAUGGGGGAAUGA